AUGAAAGUGGACCUACCUAGCUAUACGUUCCUUGAGGAUGGGAGGAGAAGAGUAGAAGAGAGAAAGGGAGAGAGAGGAGUUGGAACGGGAGAAGAAGGGAGACCGAGAGAAGGAGAGGAAAGGAAAGGAGGACGACCGAGAGAGGAAUCCCCUGGCAGCCGUCCGUACUGGGCAGACGCUUCCCUCUCGCCUGGCCUGGGCCUCAUCAGCGACGCCUUCUCCAACACCUUUCCCAACAGUGCGUCCUUCUCGAGCACCGUCCCCUUCUCCCUCAAUGCCACAUUUCCCAGUAACACCAGUUUCUCCAACACUUUCCCCUCCAACAGCUUCUCAUCAGCCAGCGAGCGCCUCCCGGCCAAGGAGGAGGUGAGUGCGCGGCUGAGGGAGCUCGCCCUAACCUCUGAGAGUGGCUCGUGCUCGGUGCUGGAGGUGAUCGAGCCCUCAAGCGAUGAGAGCGCCGAGGAUGACCCCCCAGUAGGUAUUGGGGAGGAUGACCCUGGAGGGGGUCGAGGGGAAAGAGGAGGUUGUGGGGUGGCUGUAGCUCCCUCGUCCUCCUGCCAGGCCCCUGUCACAAGUCCCACAUCGUCAUCAUCUAGAGAAGGGGAAGCAAAGGAAGCGGACUUAGGUGGGGGAGGUGCCCCAGCCCUUCCUCCUCCUCCUGCAUCACCGUCCUCCUCUUUGCAGGCGCCUCGUCCUGCUGCUGCAUCUGCUGGUCCUCCUCAUCCCACUGCUCCUGCACCGCGGCAUUCCCAUCCACCUCCAAUGCCCCCCCCUCGAGGUGCUGCUGCCCCUUCUUCCUCCUCAUCCUCCUCUUCCUCCUCCUCACAUCCUCCUCCUCUCCCUUCGUCUGCUGUUGAUGGCAAACACUUUUUAAUCUCUGAGGCACUCGGAAUUCCUAUCUCCGCUGCGCGCAGUGUCUCUCGCAAUACCACGCAGCGGAGAGACUUCCUCCUCCAACAGAAUUCCCAGCACAACCUCCCUCAUCCUCAUCCGCCGUCUUUCUCCUCCUCUUGCCCCAAUGUCUCUGCCUCUUCCGUCGUCGUUGCUGCUUCUGCUGCUUCCUCAUCGCCUUCCUCCUCCUCCCAUUCCUCAGCCGCUGACACGCCCCCUCUCCCCCUUCCCCUUCCUCCUGCCACCACGGCUUCCACCACCUUCCCGACCUCUACCACCUCUUCCACCACGGCUUCCACCACAGCCACCACUGCCUCCUCAUCCUCUUCGUCCUUAAAGCGUAGAGGGUUCCUGCACAAGUUCUCACUGCGACCGCCUUGGCCAUCCAGGAAGAACAAGGCCAAGCAGGGCACGAGCACCCCCAGCAAGGCAGCAGAACCCAGCAGCAUCAAGCAGGGAGCAAGCGGCCCAAAGCAGACGCCAGAGCUGACCACGAGGGACUUUGAAGAGACAUACGGGAAGUUUAGGGAGGAGCGCGAGGAGCAAGAGGAGGAAGAGGGCCACCAGGAGGAGCAGCAGGAGGCAGAAGAGGAGGAGGAGGAGGAAGAGCGACCAGAAGGAGGAGGAGGAGCAAGACGUGGGAUGAGAACGGGCAUGGGAGUCCUUCUGGGAGGUGUUGCGGGUGGAACGGGAUCCCAAAGAGGACAUAGAAGAGGAGGAGGAUUCUAUUCAGGAGUUGAUGCGUCAGCCACGACUUCAGACUCCAAUUCCUCGGAGGAAUCGUCUGUCGGAAGGCCUUCUGCCUCAUCCAAGAUAGCACCACUGUUGCCGUCCUCCUCAUCAUCUUCCUCUUCUUCCUUCUCCUAUUCCUCCCCGCCCCCUGUCUCCUGUGCAGCAGGUCCCCUGUCCACUGCUGAAUCCACCCCCUCUGCCCUCCCCGUUGCCUCCCCCCAUGCCUCCUCUCCCUCAUCGUCGUCGUCUUCUUCCUCCUCUUCCUCCUCACCCUCUGCACCUCCUCCCCCACCCUCCGACUUUCUUGAAGCCCCCUCAAAGCUCAGAGCUCGAGGUCAAGGGGCCCCUGAUAUCAGCCUUAGUCCCAAGACCCUCAAGGGCAUCCCCACCUCCACUGCUGCAUCCUCCUCCCCCUCCCAUCCACCUCCCCCCCCCUCGCGGCGGACGGCUGAGGAUUGUACUCCGGGGCCCGAAGGCGGGGGGGGAGGGGUGCUUCUCGAGGUCCUCGAGGACUUCCCCUUGCCUCCUGUGCCUGAAGGAGCAGUCCUCAAGGGAGGAGGAGAGGCACUUCUUGAAGGUGAAGGGAGCGAUGAAGCCAUGCUCGUCGGCCGACAUUCCUCCAGGUCGUCUAAGUGGGACUCGAGACCCGACUUCUCAUAUACGUCCUCCUCCUCUUCCUCUUCCUCAUCCUCGGGCUUCCCCUCAUCCUCCUUCAAGAGUGAGUUUAGUCUCCACAAGGCUGGCAUGAGCAGGGACAUUGGAGCUGGAGGAGGAGGAGCAGCAGGGGGAGGAGCAGGAGCAGGCGGAGGGAAUGUAGCGCCAGUAGCUGCAUCAGGACCUCCUGUGGGCCUGACGCUAACUCAGGACCUUCUCCCAACGGCAGACUGCAGCCCCCUUGGAGCAGGUGGACGGAUGUCCCCGGCGCCUAGUGAGGUCAGCAAGACCGAGUCUGCCCUCUCACCCCCCUCGCACGCCUCCGACGUCAGCAAGAGCGAGUCGGCACGGCAGCUAAGUGUCGGCAAGGGUAGCGUUGGAGGGGCCAGCAGCAAGGAAGGCUCCUCUGCAGCAUCCUCCUCCUCCUUCGACUACUCCCUCACGCUCCUGCCUUCCCUCAGGAAACAACUCAGUGUCAAGACGGCAAACAUCAUUGACAUUUCAUGCGAGCAGAAGGGUGUUGCAGCCCUGAGGAAGGGCUCAGAGGAAGGGCUCACGGCUUCAGGUGCCAAGAUGACGGAGGCAGCCGUGCGCGGAAUCCACUCCCCGCCUUCGACCUCUACGUGUGAGAGGGGAGACCGGGAGAGGGGAGAGCGCGCCGAGAGAGACAAGAGCCACAGUGAGAGGGAGCGGGAGCGAGGCGAGCGAGGCGACAGAGCAAAGAGAGAGGAGAGGCCGUGGUAUGAGAUGUCGGACGAGGAGGACGAGGAUAUCCUCCUCCCCGACCGCCUCGUGAGCAAAGGAGGGACGAGGCUCUGCUGUUCUUCGUCGUCCUCGUCCUCGUCCUCGUCCUCAUCCGAUGCAGCUGCUUCCUCCUCGUCCACCUCCUCGUCGCCCUCGGCCAGCUCGGAGGACGAGGCGGAGGUUUGAGAGAAAGGAGGAAGAGGGAGUAAAAGAAGAAAGGGAGAAGAGGGGAAAAAUGGAGAAUUGGGGGGAAAGGAAAUAGUAUAAAGAAGCAGAGAAAGAGAGAGGAUAAAAGAGAGAGAAUAGAGAAAGAGAAGAUUUGAGAUUUUGAGGACAAAAGAAGAGAAGAGAAAAGUGAGAGAGAGAGAGAGGAGAAGAGAAGAAAAGAGAA
This is a messenger RNA of Penaeus vannamei (Pacific white shrimp), 3412 nucleotides long. Lineage: Eukaryota; Metazoa; Arthropoda; Malacostraca; Decapoda; Penaeidae. The record is from RefSeq and is a predicted model, not a curated record.